Dendroctonus ponderosae (mountain pine beetle) is the source of this 2671-nucleotide messenger RNA. Its product is annotated as homeobox protein araucan. Lineage: Eukaryota; Metazoa; Arthropoda; Insecta; Coleoptera; Curculionidae. Gene Ontology annotation, cellular component: nucleus. The transcript is spliced from 10 exons. Bases 870 to 2540 code for a protein of 556 amino acids. Gene Ontology annotation, biological process: cell development; neuron differentiation; regulation of transcription by RNA polymerase II. The record is from RefSeq and is a predicted model, not a curated record. Gene Ontology annotation, molecular function: RNA polymerase II cis-regulatory region sequence-specific DNA binding; DNA-binding transcription factor activity, RNA polymerase II-specific.
CAUACACUUACUACGGUUAAAACGAUAUAUGAGCAUAACAGUAUUGGUAUACAGUAUAGACCAAAGUAAACGGGUAUUACAUUAGAACAGGCACAGUGCGUCGAGACGCGCGUAUAUCAGGCCCUUUUGGCGUCGCGGUGCUCAAUUCCCGCGCUUUUUCUCCGGCGUUGCGAAAAGUUUUCCGGGUGCCGACGGGGUGAUUUGGGACUGUGCUCGUUUUCACUUUUGGUCGCACUGCUUGGAUAUCGUCGUAUUGGCAAAGAUUGUUCUUGUAGGCAGUUAGCACGAGUUUUUCCCCGAAUGCGGGACGAAACCGCCAACGAAAACUAACAAAACCUAAAUCAAAAGCCACCUGUUACUGGUUGAGUCAACAGAUCAAAUACGUCGCACGUGGAAUACAGUGCUUCGGAUCUUCUCGAGAGCACCACUUUGACAAAAAGCGACAAUGAGGCAUCAUGCAGCAACUGACGUUCUCAACGGCCCUUGACUUUCGAGUGGUCAUCAUCAAUGCGACUUGAUUAGCUCCGUGAACGAGCGAGCGAGAGAAGGAACAAAGAAUAAUUAGUUUACUUUCGAAACUCGUGUGCGUGAGCGAGAAGGGGACGUUGUCGAGCCUCUGCAGAAUCGCCACUAUUAAAAAAAUAGAUAAUGGUUCCAAGUAAAGCACUCCACUUGCCGAUGAGUUUGCUUUGAAAUUAGCCCGUUGCUUUCUACGGGUCACUGAAGCACACGCAAAGUGGUUUCUUUUAAACUGGAACGAAAAUUGUCCUCAAACGGACGUUGUGAAAAGUCGUUAUUUUCGACGAGUGUGCAGAAACUACUCGCAUCUAAUUACUAUUACUACGACUUUCCCACCGGCCAAUUAGACAAUGGACGAAACUUGGGAUCAACACGUUUCGCCGUUGAUGAUGGGCGUCAGCAUGUCCGACCUCCAUUCAACACAGCAUGACCAUUUGGUUGAUAUGCACGGCAGCAUGCGCCAUCCUGAUAUGAGCAUGUCGCAUCCAGGUCACCAGGACCAAAAUCUGGAAAGCUUGACGGAUGCAGCUGAGGAUUUAAGGGGCCACCAUUCAAUGGCCGCAGCAAUCAGUGGAACUCCUGCCGAUUACUAUGGGCAUCAGCUUUUGGUGUCCGGCCAGCCAACAACCAACAGUGGUUCAUCGCCAGCUUCAGGCGGAGGUUCUUUGAGCCCUGGCGGUUCUGCUGGGCUACCAGGGGCUCUUUCACCUGGUGGAACCUCAUCGACUGGACCUGCCCAAUGUUGCGACAAUGGCAGGCCCUUGAUGACCGACCCGGUAACUGGCCAGAGCGUGUGCUCGUGCCAGUACGACUCGGCCCGACUCGCCCUACAGUAUCCUCGCAGUGUUGGCAUGUACGGCACUCCAUAUCCCAGUACCGAUCAGAACCCCUAUCCGAGCAUAGGCGUGGAAAGUUCGGCGUUUUAUUCACCUUUGAGUAAUCCAUAUAGUUUAAAGGACGCCAGUGGAGCAGCUGAUAUGUCGGCGUGGACCAGUGCAGGAUUGCAACCAACUACAGGGUAUUAUCCAUAUGAUCCAGCAUUAGCUGCUUACGGAUAUGGUGCCGGGUACGACUUGGCAGCCAGGCGGAAAAACGCCACUCGAGAAUCGACUGCCACCCUCAAGGCGUGGCUCAACGAGCACAAAAAGAACCCCUAUCCGACCAAAGGCGAGAAGAUCAUGCUGGCUAUAAUCACCAAAAUGACUUUGACUCAGGUAUCGACGUGGUUUGCGAACGCGCGAAGAAGGCUGAAAAAGGAGAACAAGAUGACCUGGGAACCGAAAAACAAAACGGAAGACGACGACGAUGCCUUGGUGUCCGACAGCGACGACAAGGAUAAAGAUGAUGAUGAUAAACGUGAUGACAUUGAUAUCCAUGGGAGAAUAAAAUCGGAGCGGUCCAACAAGGACCUGGAGGACGACGAUAUGACUGACGAGGAUCGAAAAGAGGAUAUCUUGGGUAACAGUAUGCACCAUAUUCUGGGCAACGGUUACAGUCUAAAAGCGGAAAUUAAAAACUCAGACUGUGGCGUUCCGUUGCCUCCGUCCAAGCCCAAGAUUUGGAGUCUCGCGGACACCGCUGCGUGCAAGACUCCUCCUCCUCCACCUCCGGCGCAGGGGGGACAGUGGUUGGGGAGUUCGAACGGAUUCGCGUUACCGAGCUCUAGAUACAACUCGAACAGCGGAUUCCUGCCCAGCCACUGCCAGCAGGGGUUUCCGGAAGUUCAAACCGACACCCCGCCGCAAACUCCCCCGAACAUGAAACUCCCCACUAUAACGGGCAAUGUGCCAGCUGGUCAAGGGGCCCCUUGCAUAGGAGCAGCCUCCAAUGGAGGCUACUCUCAAAACUCGACUAGCAGUUUUCUUGGAGGCUUCGGACGGAUCCACAGCCCUCAACGUGCUCAACCCGCCAACGGAGCUCAACAGAUGAACGCCUCUAGUAAUGUUGCGGACAAUGCUGCCUUCAAGCCGUUCUAUAAAAGCGCGCAGAAUCUAAACGGAGGAUUUGUGUCUCCGGUUUGAGGCUGCUGGACUUUGAAAAGAUGAUCAACUAUAAGGGGCAUGUGCAAGGAACAAACCAGUCUUAAGGAUCGUUGGAUACAGAACGGCUCUGUAUAUAUUUACAUAAAUAUAUAAUAAAGUGUACAUUUGUA